Molecule: messenger RNA, 1879 nt
Organism: Belonocnema kinseyi
Lineage: Eukaryota; Metazoa; Arthropoda; Insecta; Hymenoptera; Cynipidae
Product: probable serine/threonine-protein kinase yakA
Exons: 7
Coding region: 198-1649 (483 amino acids)
Source: RefSeq, a predicted model, not a curated record
CUCCGUCUUCAGAACCCGCCAUGUGCUCUACACCCGGCUUGUGUUAUUACACCGGACAAUAAUUUAGAAGUGAAGUGUGGUAGCUCGUACGGAAGUAGGGGUAAAAGCUAUAUAAGAGCAGGAAGAACAACCCGGUUCAUUUAUAGUAUAAGAUUGGUCGGUUUGUGCCUUGUGAGGUUUUUAACUUGUUCCCUAAAAUGAAGGACUACAUUCUAUUCACACUCUUAUUUGUUACGGUACUUGGUGAGAAAAGAGUUAAUUUAGAAGACAUUGAAAGAGACAAUCUAUACCUGGAAACAAAAACAGAUGAUGUGGCUGAUAGCAAAUACAAUAUCAAAUCAGAACAGGAUCAGUAUCAAGGUUCAACAAAUUUAUACGAAUCACAAAAUAAUCAACCCACCACAUACACAGAUCUCCAAUCAGUUAAAGGCUCUAAAUAUGCGCCGGAAGAGUACAGUCAGCAGAGUAAAUAUUCGCAAAAUAAGGCGGUUUAUCAAAAGCAACAACAAACAAUUGAGAGUGGAUCUCAACCAUUCGAUCAACCAAUACAGUACUAUACGGAAUUAGUACCUGAGAGCAGUCCUCAGACAACCCAUAAGUCACAACAGAUUGUCUAUCAACCGGAAUUAAUCGUCGGAAAUAAGAUUCAAACUCUUCAGCAGAAAGCUGCCGCUGGAAAGUACAUUAAAAGCUUUAAUAAAGAUCCCAUCUAUGUGAAUAUUCCGGCGACCCAGCUAUUCUCUUACUACCAAAAUCUGGAAUUUAACAAGGCCAACUCUAAAACCCAGCCACAGCCAUUGCUACAUCGACUAGCUGCUGAUCCAAACCAACACACAUCUCUUCCUCAUUCUAAUAGCUUGAAACAAAAUCAGUUCCAUACUCCUGGUAAAUUUGCUAUCCAAAUUCAACCGCAAUACGUAACUUAUGCACCAAAAUAUCCAUCUCACAGUCAGUCCACGGUUACCAAGGGAUACAAGAAUAAUAUUUAUACCGUUUCUGCUGAUAUGAAGGCGUACACAACACCCCAAAUUUUAUCAUCUCCAGUUUACACUCAGGCAGAGCCAGCGCACAGUCAACCAAAAAGUCUUUUUUAUCUGCCUCAACAACAACAACAACCAAGUCCGUAUUUUCCGCAGUUCAUAUAUACUGAACCGAAGGCUUUUUAUAGCCAGGCAUCUCCAGUCUAUGCCGAUUUAUAUGCAGGAUCACCAGCUUUUCUUCCGGAUAAUACUAUAAAUGGUCACGGAAAUCAGAAUUCGCCAAUUCAGCAAUUCUAUGUCCCAACAGCCAUCGACGAACAAUUGGUGAAACUUUUACAACAAUCGAAAAUUCGUGUUUCUUCUCAACAACAUGCCAAGGACCCUGAAAAGCCAAGAGAAAACUUUGUUCCACCACAAUUACCUGCCCAAAAAUUUAGAUCAAGUGUCACUCAGCUCCUUCCCGUUUCUACCGGAAGCGAAUCUGUUCCAGCAAAGAGUUUCAUGCAAUCCACGGAACCGAAAUCAUUACUGGAUACUUAUAUUCCAAGUUAUCUAAUUGCUGCUCAAGACACAGAAAGGUAUAUGGAGAGGCCGAUCAAAUUGGAGGGAGGUUUUCUACCAUCGAAGAUUAAUUUUAUUCAUUCUUACAAGAAACGUAAGUCGGAGUAAAACAAUGCAACAUAAUAGAAAGGAAGUUAACCUGAGAUUUGGUCCCAGACAGAGGGAGUGGUGCGUAUCGGCAGACCGUGUCAGUUCCACAGGAAGUCGAAAGUAAAGUAUAUCCCAUCUAGUCCUUUAUCAACGAUCACGAAAAACGUGUAAUUUUUACUAUAAUUUUGACUAAUACGAUAGUACAAGUUUUAUACCCUGUUUUAUUUGUAAUAAAAUUUUAGACAAAA